AUGCUUGGCCUAUAAAUUCCCAUACAUAUUUCAUGCCAAUCUCUCCCCAUUCCUUACUUCCAAUCCUUUUUCUUGUUCAGAUAACGGAUAACCCUAGAAAUUUCAUCCAAAAUCAUGGAAGAAACAACACUUACCGGUUUAUUAAAACAAUCUGCCGGAAAAUUUCCAUCUCAUAGAAGUGUAUCAGUUUCCGGGAAGUUUGAUUUGACACACUCGAAGUUACAACAACUUGUUGAUCAAGCUGCUUCUAUUCUUAUCUCUAAUGGUGUUCAUCCUGGAGAUGUCAUCGCUCUUACUUUCCCUAACACCAUCGAGUUUGUGAUUAUGUUCUUGGCUGUGAUUCGAGCUAGAGCCACGGCUGCACCGCUUAACUCAGCUUACACACAAGAAGAGUUUGAAUUCUAUUUAUCUGACUCAGAAUCAAAAUUUUUACUCACUUCACAAGAAGGAAAUCAGUCAGCUCAAUCAGCGGCUUCUAAACUUAGUAUCUCUCAUAUUACUGCCACAUUCUCACACCUAGAUGAAAAAUUAACUCUCUCAGCUCAAUCUGAAUCGGGUGCAUUUCCCGAUUCGUUACCAGUUAAUGAUCCAUCGGAUAUUGCACUUUUUCUUCAUACUUCAGGGACAACGAGUCGACCUAAAGGAGUUCCAUUAACUCAACAAAACUUAGCUGCUUCAGUACAAAAUAUUAUAUCGGUGUAUAAACUCACUGAGUCAGACUCCACUGUGUUGGUUCUUCCACUUUUUCAUGUACAUGGAUUACUGGCUGGGUUACUGAGUUCACUCGGUGCUGGAGCGGCUGUGACUCUUCCGGCAGCCGGAAGAUUUUCAGCUUCCACUUUUUGGCCUGACAUGAUUAAAUACAAUGCCACUUGGUAUACUGCUGUCCCUACUAUUCAUCAGAUCAUAUUAGAACGUCAUCUUAGUCAUCCCGAGGAAUUUUAUCCGAAGCUCCGGUUUAUUCGGAGUUGUAGUGCUUCAUUGGCGCCAACUAUACUGACUCGGCUUGAAGAGGCUUUUGAUGCUCCAGUUUUAGAAGCUUAUGCUAUGACUGAAGCCUCUCAUUUAAUGUGUUCAAACCCAUUACCUGAGAAUGGUGGACAUAAGUCCGGGUCGGUUGGUAAACCUGUCGGUCAAGAAAUGGCUAUUUUGGAUGAAAGUGGUGUUCAACAAGCUGAGAAUGUUAGCGGAGAAGUAUGUAUACGAGGAUUAAAUGUGACCAAGGGUUAUAAGAACAAUCCUGAGGCUAAUAAAAGUGCGUAUAAAUUCGGAUGGUUUCAUACAGGUGACGUUGGGUAUAUGGAUUCUGACGGGUAUUUGCAUUUGGUGGGACGCAUCAAGGAGCUUAUCAAUCGUGGAGGGGAGAAGAUAUCACCCAUAGAAGUGGACGCAGUGCUUUUGUCGCAUCCAGAUGUUGCUCAAGCUGUUGCAUUCGGAGUUCCAGAUGACAAAUAUGGGGAAGAGAUCAAUUGCGCAAUAAUUCCAAGAGACGGGUCAACUGUUGAUGAAGCUGAGAUACUGAGAUUUUGCAAGAAAAACCUAGCAACCUUCAAGGUACCUAAGAAAGUCUUUAUCACUGAUGCUGUUCCUAAGACUGCUUCUGGUAAAAUACAACGACGUCUUGUUGCUGAGCAUUUCCUUUCUCAAAUUUCUGCUGCUAAAGUCCCCAAAUUUGGCGCUUAAAUUAAUUUACCCUGAAUAAGAAAAUAUAAUGCCUAUGAUGCAAAAUUGAUGUAACCUUGGAUUAGUAAGAACGGUAGGUUUAGAUUAGCCGAAGAGAUUGAUUGGUAGUUACUACUAUAUUAUAUGUACUUGCUAUUCAAAGCGUUAAUAUAAAUGAAAAUCUAAGUAUAAAGAAUUUUAUCUGUC
This is a messenger RNA of Papaver somniferum (opium poppy), 1869 nucleotides long. Its product is annotated as oxalate--CoA ligase-like. The transcript is spliced from 4 exons. Gene Ontology annotation, molecular function: medium-chain fatty acid-CoA ligase activity. The record is from RefSeq and is a predicted model, not a curated record. Gene Ontology annotation, biological process: fatty acid metabolic process. NCBI's taxonomy places the organism in Eukaryota, Viridiplantae, Streptophyta, Magnoliopsida, Ranunculales, Papaveraceae. The coding region runs from base 115 to 1683 and encodes 522 amino acids.